AUUAUCUAAUAGUCUAACCAAAAAGAUUUCGUUUCUACACUGAAUCACUCGUAGGCCAUACGCCCACGUGAAGGCCUUGCCCCUCAUGCAUGAAAACGAUGGCUACCAUUAGCUCCUCAACUUUCUUCAUCUUCUUAAUCAACUUGGAAGUAACAUUUAACCUAAUCCUUUCUACGUACUUCUAUAUAUGUCUUGUCGAAUCCUUCCUAUUUCUUCAUCAUCAUCAAACUUCCCGAAUGGAUUACUUCAAUUCCCAGCAGGCCCGGAAAACCCUACUCAAGUGCCACAACAAGCGGCUCACCCAGGAUCAAGUCCGCCUCCUGGAGAUCAGCUUCAAGGCCAACACCAAGCUCGACCCGGACCGGAAGUCGCAGCUGGCGCAGGAGCUCGGGCUGCCGCCGCGCCAGGUGGCGAUAUGGUACCAGAACAAGCGGGCGCGGUGGAAGAACCAGAGCCUGGAGGUGGACCACAAGGCCAUGCAGCAGCGUCUCAACGGCGUGGCGGCGGAGAACCAGCGGCUCGAGAGGGAGGUUCACCGCCUCAGGGAGGAGCUCAGCCGGACGCAGGAAAUGCUCUUCUCCCUCAACGCCACCGCCUACUCGUCUCUCUCCAGCUCCGGCGAUGACGGCGGGAGCUGCUCCGAUUUGCUGCAUGAUUCCAAGGACCUUUAUGCUUGUCUGAUUGACGAUCAUGAAGGGCAGAUUGGGAAAUCCGCUGAUGCCCACAACUUCUUUCGUCUAGCUGGCCCCCACGGGUAGCUCAGUUGGUUCGAUUCAUAGCUUAGAAGCUUGUACUAUACAUGCAGUGUGAUGGAUGGACUAAUUGCUUUAUUUUAUUUUAAUUUACAAUCAAAGUGGCACUUUUCUUAUCUUUUUACGUCUUGACGUUAUUAUAGGAUAAGAUUGAAUGGAACAUACAGUCUUUGAAAAGAUUAUUAUAUGUCCAUUCUUGUCCCACCCCCUUAGAAAAGAACAAAGACAAGAAAACAGUGCAUAUAUAGUAGCUGAGGUUACUCUUUUAUACAUAUAUGCCUAUACUGGUUAUCUUCAUCUGAUUGAACUUCUGUAGAUGAUGGAUUUUGUAGUACUAUAAAUUCACCCCUACAUUUCUUCUUUAGUCUUAGGUUUUGUGAUCAUGGGAAAAAUGUCGUGUACUUGUAAUGAUAUUGCCUUACUGCCACGUAUAGUGCUAAUAUACUUCUCUUGUCAACA
Molecule: messenger RNA, 1211 nt
Organism: Ipomoea nil (Japanese morning glory)
Lineage: Eukaryota; Viridiplantae; Streptophyta; Magnoliopsida; Solanales; Convolvulaceae
Product: homeobox-leucine zipper protein ATHB-52-like
Exons: 1
Coding region: 90-758 (222 amino acids)
Biological process (GO): positive regulation of DNA-templated transcription
Cellular component (GO): nucleus
Molecular function (GO): DNA-binding transcription factor activity, RNA polymerase II-specific; sequence-specific DNA binding
Source: RefSeq, a predicted model, not a curated record